Molecule: messenger RNA, 987 nt
Organism: Diprion similis
Lineage: Eukaryota; Metazoa; Arthropoda; Insecta; Hymenoptera; Diprionidae
Gene: Pex11ab
Product: peroxisomal membrane protein 11B
Exons: 3
Coding region: 151-852 (233 amino acids)
Biological process (GO): peroxisome fission; regulation of peroxisome size
Cellular component (GO): peroxisomal membrane
Source: RefSeq, a predicted model, not a curated record
UUCAGAGUUGUCAGGUGGUAAACAAAGCAGUCUAAUGUCCGUAAAAUAUGUAAAUUAAAGAGCCGUGCAGUUAUGUAAAAGGAGUUGUGUACGAAGUGAGAAGAGGCGAAAAACGAAACUCGUUGAAACUGCAAUUACGAGAACUGAGAAAUGGAUAAGAUAGUGAAGCUGAACAAUCAAACAGCCGGAAGAGACAAGAUUAUAAGGCUACUGCAGUACGGCAGCAGGGCCAGCUGGUAUUUCUUUCAAAACGGAGAACGGACCAGGCAGAGAAUCGAUGUUCUCAAAAGUCUCGAAUACACCUUCAGCUCCUUUCGAAAACUCUUGCGGCUCGGAAGAUGUUUGGACUUGUUGUACUCGGCGUUGUCUUCAAUGAGGUAUCCAGAUUUGGUUGUGAGGAUAACGAUGACAUUGUCCAAGAUAUCCAACGCGUUGUUCCUGCUUGCAGACCACAUAAUCUGGGUCGGCAGAGCAGGGAUUUGCCAGGUGAACGUUGAGAAGUGGAAUCAAGUGUCAAACAAGUACUGGCUGAUGGCGAUAGUGAUGAACCUUGUACGAGACGUUUAUGAGAUAUCGAAAAUAAUGGAGCAGGAAACGGCUGGCCUAAAAUUGCGGGCUGUUAAAACGUGUAAAUUUGAUCUACCAAUGCAGUUUCGAGCUUUGUGUUGCGUAAAGAAUCACACAGAUGUUUUUGUCGACACGAUAAAAAAUAGUUGCGACAUUUUCAUACCUCUAACUUCUCUCGGUUACACCAGAUUCAAUCCUGGAGUCGUCGGACUCCUCGGUCUCAUUUCUUCCGCUGCCGGUAUCUACAGCCUUGUUUAUCCGUUGGCCAAAUUGACGCCUGCGUAAACAUCGGGGAAUCUCUUCCGAAAAGAGAUUAUUCGUGUUCUCUCUCUCGCGCUCUCAUUCUUUCAACAUUUCAUAAAAACACCUCUUAGAACACAUUCCGAUGAUACAUUUUUAUUCUUUCCUCUUUGUUGUCGU